AUGCCGGGACACGGCUCCAUCCCGCUCGCUCCCGGCGCGCUCCCGGCACGUUCAAGCCUGAACAGGGCAGGAUCCCAAGGAGGGAGCGCCGAGGAGCGGAGCCCGCCCGGGGCGCUGCGCCCGCAGCCGCCGGCGCAAUGGGUGGGCAGCGGGGCCCGGCCGCGCCCCGCGGAGCCGCAGCCAAAGCUCCCGCAUCAAGGAGCGCUCCCGGGCCCCGCCCGGGCCCGGCGCUGCCGGGACGCGUCCGCCCGGCCCCGGCGCCGCUGCCGGCAGCGGGAGCGGCUGAACCGCGGCCCCGGCGCUGCGAGGGGCCGAGGGCGCUGCGCAGAGCAGGGCGGGCAGGGAGCCCCCGGGGGCGCUACAGAGGCCGGGGGGUUCCAUACGCACCCGGGGGGCUCCAUACACACCCGGGGGGGCUCUACACACACCCGGGGGGCUCCAUACACACCCGGGGGGCUCCGUACACAACCGGGGGGGCUCUAUACAGACCCAGGGUGGCUCUAUAGAGACCCGGGGAUGCUCCCGGAGCCCCUCAGAGGGAUCCUCCCACCGGGAAGGGAGGCCGCAGGCUGGAGGAUGCGGCGGGGCUGCCUGUGCCCGGCGCUGCCCGGCUCCUGCUGGGUCCCAGCGCCCGCUUUCCCCGGCGGGGCGCGCAGAGCCGAGUCCAGCCCCGGCUCCCGGCAGAUCCAGCUCUGGCAUUUCAUCCUGGAGCUGCUGCAGAAGGAGGAAUUCCGCCACGUCAUCGCCUGGCAGCAGGGCGAGGACGGGGAGUUUGUCAUCAAGGACCCUGACGAGGUGGCCCGGCUCUGGGGGCGCAGGAAGCGCAAACCCCAGAUGAACUACGACAAGCUGAGCCGGGCACUGAGGUACUACUACAACAAGCGCAUCCUGCACAAGACCAAGGGCAAACGCUUCACCUACAAGUUCAACUUCAGCCACCUCCUCUUCCUCAGCUGCCCGCUGUGGGAUACCCGAAGCCUGUGCCGGCCGCCUGGAAUGCCGAGCCAGUUGGUGCCAAACGUGCUGCUGAGCCGGCUGGGCUGGCGCUGGGGUCCCCAGCGCCCCGAUGUGCUGGAGAGGAGGGAGAGCACCACUGGGAGCAGAUACAGCUCCGUGUCCCCCCCAUACCUGGGGGGCUCCUGCUGCCGAUUUGGGGUCCCGGAGCUGCUGCCCUGCCUGGCUGCCUGCCCCCCCCCGCUGGGACCCCCAGCCUGGGCCCCCUUCCCCGCCUGCCCCCCAGCACCGCUGCUGCCCCCCAAGCCGGGGGUCCCCCCGUCCCUGCUCCUGCACCCCGGCUUCCCCCCUGCAAUGGGGCCGGAGCCCCCAUCCCGGCCAGGGCAGGAGGGCAAAGAGGAGGAAGGUGCCAUCGCUGGGGUGAAGCCGGAGCUCCGGGGGACCAGCAGCAGUGGGGUGCCCCCCACCUGACCCCCCCCAACCACCCCGGGGUGGGCUGUGCCUUGGGGCAGUGGGUGCAGCCACGACCCCCCACACCUUGUCCCCCCAUCCCCACCCUGGGACGUGGCCCCAUGGCUGACCCCCCCUGAGUUCUGGGGGGGCCCAGAUCAGCCUUUGCCCCCCAAUAAACCAGCGUGCAGAGGA
Messenger RNA from Strigops habroptila (Kakapo), 1599 nucleotides. RefSeq names its product ETS translocation variant 3-like protein. The transcript has 7 exons. Bases 1 to 1425 code for a protein of 474 amino acids. Gene Ontology annotation, cellular component: nucleus. The record is from RefSeq and is a predicted model, not a curated record. Gene Ontology annotation, biological process: cell differentiation; regulation of transcription by RNA polymerase II. Lineage: Eukaryota; Metazoa; Chordata; Aves; Psittaciformes; Psittacidae. Gene Ontology annotation, molecular function: DNA-binding transcription factor activity, RNA polymerase II-specific; sequence-specific DNA binding.